GUCUUAUUCCAGACAAUUUUACUUUUUUAUAUAGAAAUACAAAGUCUUGUUGGAAUCCUAAUGAAUAAAUGGAAAUUUUACCAUGGAAUUUUCAUAAUUCUAGUUGUUGGUAUUGGUGAAUGAGGUAGAAAUUAAAUUAUUUCUACCUCAUUGGUAUUGGUAUCAGGAAUUCAAUUUUUCUUAAUGCGACGCAAUGGAGGAGGAAUACUGACUCGUAUUGGAAAGGAGAAUUCAAUGUACUUGGAAACAGCGGAAACUUCGAUGGACUAAUGUAAUGGCAAUUAAUGUUCUUUGCCAGUCAAUCUCAUUUAGAGAAAGACAAAAAAACAUCUGUGAGAAGUUUGAAGGACAUUAAAUAAGUCAGCCCUGUGAAAAGUUUCAAGCACAUUAAAUGCAUCAACCCUGUGAACAGUGAAAUAACUGAUUGGACAGUAACAUGUAAGUGUACAAGAUAAACAGGACGCAUCUAUUUCUAACUUUGUGUCUAUAAUUUAGAAUAAUGACACGUGAUAGUUGAAAAACGUGGAUACAUCAUAUUGAAUCAGAUUUUUUUGCUUCAGUGUGGGACCUAAACAAAUGGCAGACGAAACUGAAGAAGUCGAUAUCGUGACGGUCGCAGAUAACGCUGUUAAGAAUGAAAGUCUCCCGACAAAUGACGAAAAGUCGUCUGAAAUUGAAGAUGAGGACGAAAAUAUUGAUGUAAUUGGUGGCAUCCCAUUGAAUGGUGAGGAGAGAAUAGAAGACAGCAGGGAACCAAAAUACUCUAUAAUCAAUGCUGCAACAUCAAGUGAGGAAAUGCCACGAAGUCCACAACCUGGCCCAAGUGGCAUUAGGAAUACAGUGGAAGAUGAUACUGAUGAAGAUUCUGAUGAUUCAGUGAAGAUUAUUGAAGUUCCAAAGAAAUCUGUCCCGUUGAUAUUGAUUUCUGAUUCUAGCAGCGGCAGUGAAAUUGACGUUAUUACAACUGUACCAAAGAAACAACAAAGAAAUAAAAAGAAUCCCUUUAAAAGUAUCAAAGAAAAACUCGAGGAACAGAAGAGUAAGCUGUUUCCAGUGGAUACCAAAUCAGAAAAGGACAGGGAUAAAUCACCAAACAAGCAUGACUUAACAUGUGCAAUCUGCCUUGGCACAUAUAAAGACAGGGCAUUUCUUGAAAAAUGCUUCCAUUCGUUUUGUUUUACCUGCAUUCUGCAGUGGUCAAAAGUUGUUCACACCUGUCCAUUAUGCAAAACCCCUUUUCAAUCACUCAUACAUAACAUCACACCUGAUUUACAAUACCACCAGUAUUUUGUUGGAGAUGCAGAAAAACGAACACUUUCUCAAAGUCUGCCAACUUUUGUCACAGAAGACCUGUUUGAGGUAGGCCCAAGGUUUCGAUAUCAUUCUACCCAAAUGUCGCAUGGAAACCGUGCUAAUGUCUGGUACAGACAAAACAGACAGGAUAUUUUGAGGAAUCACCAGCCAAGGCGAAGAUCAAGAAAUCAUUGGGGUCAACAAUCAUCAACAUGGAGUCACAUUGCUGCAAGUGAACAACGUCGAUGGGCAAUAUACCAAAACGGAAUGGUCAUUGAGGAAGUCAAGCACCCCCCUGGUCGUGUGAGAUACAGAGAUACUAGUGUCGAGUUUUUUCAAAACAACCCAGCAAUAGCCCACAGGCUUGUUCCGUGGAUUUUGCGUGAUUUGAAGGUCAUUUUGCAAAGAGAAAGCGAUUCCAGCCUGGUUCUUCAUCUGAUUUUGUCAUUACUUCAAAGAUAUCCAAUGGAAUCAGACGAGUUUUACAACCAACUUCUUCCUUAUCUUCAUAACAACACAAGGCAGUUUAUCCGAGAGCUGAUAAGUUUUGCCAGUUCACCCUAUGACAUGCGCACUUACGACUCGAGGGUCGUGCAUGUCUCCUCCACAGCACAGCCCGCGCCUACACCAACCACAGCCCUUGAAGAGCGCGUGGGAGAAAGUCAGUCCUCAAACAUUGAAACAUCACGGAGAGAAAAUUCAAAUUCCAUCUGUCGUCCUACAAGCCAAGAAGAGCUUGCACAUAUGCCAAAUAAUUUUGUUUCGAAUGCUACGUGUAGUGCAGAUCAGAAUGCUGUCGAUAGAACUAUUAAAACAAGUAAAAGAAAGGAGUAUAAAGAAAAGCGAUCAGCUACCCUGCAUCACUCGAUUUCAGAUUCUUGGUCUUCGGGUGACGAAAUCUCGCCAAGAUUUGCAAGCAAACGUUACUGGAGGCACAGAUCUCGAGAGAACAUAUCUCGCUCACGGUCUCGGUCAAGGCAUAGGGACGAUGAACGCAUUUCAUUGCAAAAAUCGAAGGAUAGAGAUGGAAAAUAUCAUAGAAAACAUUCAAGAUCUAGCUCAAAAACAGAUGGAGAAUAUACAAAAAGGAGCUCUAGAUCUUCUCGUUCCCGGUCAAAGGAGCGCAACAGAUCUGCACGACCGUUGCGAUCUGAGAGAGAGUAUGUUGAAAGAAGAGACGACAGGCUCCGCAACCGCUCAAGGUCAAGGAUCAUCUGCUUUCGGUCAAAGGAGCGCAACAGAUCUGCACGACCGUUGCGAUCUGAGAGAGAGUAUGUUGAAAGAAGAGACGACAGGCUCCGCAACCGCUCAAGGUCAAGGAAUUCAUCUGCUUUCGUCAAAAUAAGAUCUGAUCGGGUUCCAAGAACAGUAGGGAAAAGCGAACGUCGCGAUCAAGAUCUAGAGAACGAGGACGAAAACGUGGUAAUAAAGAUCAGCAGAAAGAUUCUCGUAGGCAAUCAAGAUCUAGGAAAUCUCGAUCUGGGUCACGGGUACCUGAGAAUUCUAAUGCAUCAUUUUCAGAUGUCAGUGAUUUUCAUGAUAAAAAUAUAA
Molecule: messenger RNA, 2844 nt
Organism: Rhopilema esculentum
Lineage: Eukaryota; Metazoa; Cnidaria; Scyphozoa; Rhizostomeae; Rhizostomatidae
Source: RefSeq, a predicted model, not a curated record